Molecule: messenger RNA, 204 nt
Organism: Drosophila ficusphila
Lineage: Eukaryota; Metazoa; Arthropoda; Insecta; Diptera; Drosophilidae
Source: RefSeq, a predicted model, not a curated record
AUGCCCAGGUUCAACAUGCCAGCCAGGCAAACUCCGGCUGAACAGUCCAACGGAUCCGGGGACGGGCUUAUCCAUGGCUCUCUGGCCAGUUCGACAGAUGAGCGCACAACCAUCACCCACAGCAGCAACAAUGGCAAUGCGAUGAUGGCAAACUGUUAUUAUGCAAACAAAUUACAUGGCGGAUAUUUCACUGAGGGAAAAUAA